Messenger RNA from Larimichthys crocea (large yellow croaker), 1514 nucleotides. RefSeq names its product stomatin (EPB72)-like 1 (gene stoml1). NCBI's taxonomy places the organism in Eukaryota, Metazoa, Chordata, Actinopteri, Sciaenidae. The coding region runs from base 134 to 1360 and encodes 408 amino acids. The transcript is spliced from 7 exons. Gene Ontology annotation, cellular component: plasma membrane. The record is from RefSeq and is a predicted model, not a curated record.
AGAAGAAGUGAGGCAAAACACGGAACAACGUUACACAAGGAAGUCAUUAAGAGAAACUUAAUUCACGUUAUUCAGGCCGUUCAGCAGAGCCUGAUGAAUAUGAACAUAUCUUAAAUAGUAAACAGCUGCAGCAAUGUUCAGCAAGUCGUACCAGCUGCUGCCUCAGAGGGACUUCAGCAGUCCGAGGACUCCUGGCUUGUUCGUGGACAGAGAUGGCUUCACACAGCCCGGACACCACAAAGGACUUUCCUUUGACAACAUGCCCAAUGUGUCUGACAACGACUUCACUGAUACCACUCAAGGAUGGCUGUCCUGGUUUUGCAACCUGAUUGUCAUCUUUCUCGUCUACAUUUGCACUUUUGUAACAUUUCCUAUAUCAGGAUGGUUCGUACUGAAGACAGUGCCUAACUACCAGAGGAUAGUCGUGUUUCGUCUGGGUCGAGUGUGCCCUCCAAAGGGCCCUGGUAUUGUACUUGUGCUCCCCCUCAUUGACCAGUGGCAGAGAGUAGACCUGCGCACCCGUGCUUUCAACAUCCCUCCUUGCCAGGUGACUACUCGGGAUGACGGUUUGUUGUUGGUGGGAGCAGACAUCCAGUUUAGGAUCUGGAACCCAGUCAUGUCCGUAAUAUCAGUCCAGGACCUGAACGCCUCAACCAGGAUGACGGCACAGAAUGCUUUGACCCACAGCCUGGCCAAGAAGACUGUCAGGGAGAUCCAAACUGAGAGAGUUAAACUGGGAGAAUAUCUUGUGAUGGAUAUAAAUGAGUUGACUCGCCACUGGGGGCUGGAGGUGGACAGGGUAGAGCUUACUCUGGGCUCUCUACUAAAAGCACCAGAUGAAGGCCCCUCUGGACCCCUCAUCAUGCCUCCCUCUGUGCCUGGACUAGAAGGCCUCACUGGUCCCAUUCAGCAGCUGGCUAUGCACUUUCUGGGCCACAGCAGCAGUUUACAGCAUCAACAAGAGGACAGCAUAACUUUUACAGAUGAGCUCAGCAGUGCCUCUCAGGCAGUUGUGGCCAAACCAGGUUCUGCUGAAGAGCUGCUCGGCGGGGUCAAGCUUCUGCUCUCUGAAUCUUUGGUCCGCCAGGUUGGGGCCUGCUUCCAGUUUGACAUAAUCUUGGAAGAUGGACAACAUCAAAGUUACUAUGUGGAUUUGAGCCAAGGUGCUGGUGAAGCUGGAGCCGGGUCCUUGUGCAGAGAGCCAGAUGUGACACUGAGUAUGAGUGAAAGUGACCUUCUGGCCAUGUUCCAGGGUGAGCUACGGCCAUUUGCUGCUUACACCUGUGGCAGACUUAAAAUCCAAGGAGACAUUAAGACUGCCAUGAAGCUGGAAGAACUCAUUAAGCUCCUUAAGAAAUAGCAAACACAGUAAGAUUUGUAUGGGUAUUUAUUGAAUCUUUAAUUUGACUGUAAAGUAAAUGUUUGUAAUGUAUGCACUGAUUACAUGUGUGAUAAAGUGAAGUGAAAUUCUGUUAUGGUCUUGUGUUAUACAAUAAAAGCAAAUUAUUGCAGAA